Girardinichthys multiradiatus is the source of this 2214-nucleotide messenger RNA. RefSeq names its product potassium intermediate/small conductance calcium-activated channel, subfamily N, member 4 (gene kcnn4). Gene Ontology annotation, cellular component: neuron projection; plasma membrane; neuronal cell body. The coding region runs from base 168 to 1715 and encodes 515 amino acids. NCBI's taxonomy places the organism in Eukaryota, Metazoa, Chordata, Actinopteri, Cyprinodontiformes, Goodeidae. The transcript is spliced from 9 exons. Gene Ontology annotation, biological process: potassium ion transmembrane transport. The record is from RefSeq and is a predicted model, not a curated record. Gene Ontology annotation, molecular function: small conductance calcium-activated potassium channel activity; calmodulin binding; intermediate conductance calcium-activated potassium channel activity.
CAAACGAGCGCGCAGCCCCGAGCGGCGUGCAGAUGGCAUCAGUGUGCGUAAAAGCGCGGCGCCGGGUUGCUUCGGCAUCACAGAGGAGACAAAGAUUUUCUAUGACUCCGUAACUCCAGCGAGCAACAAACAGGAGAAAGUCCCAUGCGCAAUUCUCCCCACGGGCUAUGCCUUCCCUUACUCGGGAGGACACAGCUGCGGGGAGCAGGAGGGCGGACGACGGAGGAGCUGAGAGUCGCGGCAGGGAGACGAGAGGGGACGGCCGAGAUCUGGUGUGCGCCCUGGAGAUGGAGCUCACGAACCGCAGCCUGUCAAAUAAGAUGGAUUGCGUCAGCUGCGACGAUCUGCUCAAUCGAAACUGCGCGAACUCCGCAGAGGUGUCAGUGCCGCUGUCACCCAUGGGGAAGCGGGCGACUCACAUGGAGGGAGACGACCUGUGCAGACUGAUAGACAGAAAGUUUCUGAUAGAGGAUAAGAAGCGCCUCUGCGCGCUGGCGCUGGGCACCGCUCUGGUGGGGAUCCUGCUGAUGAUAAUCCACGCCGAAAUAUGCCCCUAUGUUUACGAACCGGGCUCAAAAGUGUCCUUGGUAACCAACUGCUCCAUAAGCCUGUCCACUGGGUGUCUCCUAAUCCUCAUCAUAGCUUUCCAUUAUAAGGACAUCAGGCUGUUCAUCAUUGACCACAAAGAGGUGGACUGGAGAAUAGCUAUAACAAGCCACAGGGUUCUUGUGAUCACCCUGGAGCUGUUGGUCUGUGUCAUCCAUCCAGUAGGGUCGUACUGGGAAGUGGACCUCUACGCCAACUCCUCCUCCGCCGCUCCUCUCUGUAUUUCCAGUCAUCAUGACAAGGCCCUGUUGGACAUGGAGCUGCUGUUGUCCAUGCUCAUGUUCCUGCGCCUGUACCUGGUCCACAGAGCCAUUCUACUGCACAGUAAAGUGCUUCUGAGUGCCUCCUACAGGAGCAUAGGCUCACUUAACAACAUCAACUUCACCUUUCGCUUUGUUCUUAAGGUACUGAUGAACAAACAUCCGGCACGUACACUGCUGGUAUUUAUCCUCCUCUUCUGGCUUACAGCUUCCUGGACGCUGACACUAUGUGAGAGGCGUACCGAGGCACUGGCAACGAGCCGAAUGGACACGGCCCUGUGGCUCAUCGCCAUCACGUUCCUCACUGUGGGUUACGGAGAUGUUGCACCCCAGACCAGCUGUGGCAAGGGGGUGUGCCUCUUUACUGGUGUCAUGGGUGUAGCCUGCACCGCCAUGCUGGUUGCUAUCGUUACUGAGAAGCUGGCACUAAACAAAGGAGAGAAGCACGUGCACUUCUUCAUGAUGGACAGCCAGAUUUCUAAAAGGAUCCGGCAUGCAGCUGCUAAUGUUCUGAGAGAAUGCUGGCUGCUACAUCGUGCAAAUCUGGCGAAGGGCAGACGGGACGAGCACCGAAGACACCAGCGAUGCCUUCUGGAAGCCAUCAGAGUAUUUCGACAUUUACGCCUCAAACAAAGAAAACUGAGAGAUUAUGUCAGUGAGAUGGUGGACCUUCCAAAGAUGCAGAUGAUCAUGUGUGACCUUAGCGCCAACUGGAACAACUCUUAUCGAGAGCUGGAACAGAGGAUCCUCUUCAUGGAGCAGAAGCUAGACGAGCUGACUCGCUGCUUCCAGCAGACAUCGGAGCUGCUGUCUGAGGUCCUACGUCACCGAAACCCAGAGAUCAGGUGACAUGGCUGCAAACACUUUUUACCAAGUGUCUGUAGCAUUUCCUUCUACAUCAUCUAGGAAUCCUGGCCGCCCAGAGGUGCUACAGAACUGUUCCAGAACAGCGUAAACAUCUCAUCCACUGGUUCAGCGCCGCACACGGUGCUCAGUGACUCAAGCUGUAAAAUUACAGAUAGUAGGAUUAUCUGAGAGUGUUUCGGGAAGUCUGCUGUACUGUGUGGCAAAUGUAUUUGUGAUUGUGCACAAAGAACUGAUCUGAAAGAACUGUGGUUUGCAUUAUAAUACCAAAGAUAGUCUAAACUGAGUUUGUAUGAAUAAUUAUUAAUACCUUAUUCCUGUGGAAUUUGAGGUUUUAUAUAUUUUUCUAUUUUUUGAGGUAAUUUCCAUAUAUUCACUUUAGGUUUCAGCAAAACCUCAUAAAUUGUUUUUCUUUACUGUAUUGUUGUUUAAUGGUUAUUCCAAUGAUUUCUGUUUACAAGCACUAAAAUUUUCACACAUUCUC